AUGGGCAUUGAUUACUACAAAAUCCUUGAGGUCGAUAGGAGUGCUACAGGAGAGGACCUCAAGAAGGCGUACAAGAGACAAGCCAAGAAAUGGCACCCCGACAAAAAUCUGAAUUCGAUGGAAGAAGCUGAAUCGAUGUUCAGACUAAUAUCUGAAGCGUACGCUGUGUUAAGUGAUCCCAACAAGAGGGCAAUUUUCGACAGGUAUGGUGAAAAUGGUGUUAAAGGUAAGCUGCCAACUGAUGAUGCUGGUGCUUCUGGUAGUGGUGGUUGUCGCGGUGGGGCAGGCGGAGCGACCCCUCAGAGUGCUGGUAAUGGUUUUGGUGAGUCCUUUGGAAGUCCGGGCUCUGGUGGGGGUACGAGAUCGAAGUCUUCUUCUAGGGGAAGAGGAGUAGACACCCAUGCAAGCUAUGGUGUUCCCCGAAAAGGAAAACCUAUUCAUAGGAACUUGGCCUGUACACUUGAGGAGUUAUACAAAGGGACCACCAAAAGGUUGAGGAUAUCUCGGGAUGUUGUUGAUCUCGCUGGGAACUGUAGGCAGGUGCAAGAGAUCGUGUCCAUCGAUGUGCAGGCUGGUUGGAAGAAGGGCACGAAGAUCACUGUUCCCAAGAAGGGAAAUGUAGAGCCAAAUGUGACGCCAGCUGAUAUUGUUUUCACCAUAGAUGAAAAACGUCAUGGGGUUUAUACCAGGGAAGGAUACAACCUUGUGGUUACCCAGAAGAUAUCUCUUUUAGAAGCCUUGACAGGUUACACUGUGAACUUGGUCACUCUUGAUGGAAGAAACUUGACUGUGCCUAUCAACCGAGUUAUUCAUCCUAGAUAUGAGGAGGUUAUUGCAAGAGAAGGAUUGCCUAACCCAAAGAACCCAACAAAGAAGGGAAGCUUGAAGAUAAGGUUCUACAUCAUAUUCCCAACCGAGCUCACUCUUCGUCAGAAGGACGUAAUGAAGACACUUUUGCCUGCUUGA
Messenger RNA from Sphenostylis stenocarpa, 966 nucleotides. The record is from the annotation of a GenBank genome assembly. NCBI's taxonomy places the organism in Eukaryota, Viridiplantae, Streptophyta, Magnoliopsida, Fabales, Fabaceae.